Messenger RNA from Fusarium poae, 2775 nucleotides. RefSeq lists its product as uncharacterized. The transcript is spliced from 2 exons. Bases 1 to 2775 code for a protein of 924 amino acids. NCBI's taxonomy places the organism in Eukaryota, Fungi, Ascomycota, Sordariomycetes, Hypocreales, Nectriaceae. The record is from RefSeq and is a predicted model, not a curated record.
AUGGAACAUCACCCUCUCGACAACUUCAUUUUCACAGUAAAGACUGCGAAUCUCCCAGGGCAUGUUCAUUUACACAUGCUCAGCGAGUUCGUCAGCAUCCCAUUCUCGAUCACAACACGCCAUCCUACCGCUAGAGCGAUCCCGAUCGGUAGUCGGUACAGCUUUAACCAGCUCAGAGAUGCCAUGAAGCCAGAACUAGACCACGCUGGCGAGAGCUUCGAGUUCAUCGUGCCCACCGGAGCUGGAACGGAGAGACGGUUUGAGGUCCACGACCAGGCCUCACUAUCGAGAUUCGUGGGUAUACUUGCGGCAAACAUAAAGGAUGGAAAGCUAAAUAUCGCAUCAUCCUCAUUCGAGGCACGUCUUGUCCUCUUUGACCGACGCCCAGUACUGGAACCAGGCAUCGCUACCCCUGUGGCCCCGAGUCCGGCAGCCAGCGUGACAUUACCGGUUCGCGAAGCCACCCCCCGCAAUCAUCGUCCUCCAGCACCUCAAGAGAUCAUCGUCAUUGAAGACAACGAGGAGGCGGAUGGUAUACUCGGCUAUCUUCGAGGGAAGAACCUAAUCAUGGGAGACAAGGUUCGCGCUCUGGCCUGGACAUUCAACAUCGACAACGCCGACAAGAUGGACAUGGACACAACUUGGAAGGUGCCUGGAAUGAGGUCAGAAGCCACCAUCGCCCAGUGUGCUUUCAUCUACGAGCUCGGUCGCCGGCUUCGUGAAGAUCCGAGCAUGCAGGGCAUCUAUAACGCGGACGGUGUAGGUUGCGGCAAGACCUUCACCACCCUCAUGCUUCUGGUACUAAGACGCAUCGCAAGCCUGACGCGUCAGCACGUGAAGGACUACCCGAAGCAACACUACUCGAAAGACCCCACGAGGAGCCUCCAGGAUGGCAGCCGCUGCGCGUUCACUCUGUUAAUCGGAGUACAAUGCGUAUGCGAACGAAACAGUAUUCUUUCUGUUCUGCUCGACAGACUCCCGGACUCGUACACCGUGGUCACCUGUCCCGUAGCUAUCGCCACGGUGUGGACCAGCCAUUACACCAAGUUCAUCCAGCCUGCGUUCGAUGGAGCGAGCUUCCCCUUUCGCGGAAAGCCUGUGCUGCACGGCUACGUAUGGGUUGAGAAAGCGAGUCUACAACCCCUCGGAACGUCGCCCGCAGCCAGCAUCAGAAGCUUCAUGGUCGAGCCGGUGGUGCCAAGGACGACAAAGUCGAGUCCUUGCCGACUCAGCAACGGUCCAGCAAAGUCUCAGUGGAGUGUCGAUGAGCUUGGAGAAGCGCUGGCCAGUGGGUCAGAUACGGAACCCAUGGCCUUCCGACGUCACGCAUCAUUCACACAGGAACGUCGCAUGAGCCUGAUGAUUGUCGGGCGGGAGCGUCUCAGUUUAUGCGCCUCAGCCAAGGCCACCGACGCUUGGGAUGUGGUGGACGUAUGGGUCAAGACACCUGCCACGCCGGUCAGGGUGGUUCAGGUGGCGAAGUGCUUUCUGCUCGAUUUCUCCACCAUCAUCUGCGAUGAAGCGCAGGAGUACAAAGGUAAAGACAGCAACAUAACCAAGGCAAUGCUCGGAUUCUGGGCAAGGAAGCAGAGGCUGUCGCAACCCGCACCAUUCGCCGUAUUCCUCAGUGCAACGCCCGCGGUCAGGGACCUCAGUGACUUGGAGACCGCGUCCUCCAUCAUCAACUGGGGCCAAGGGAAGCACACGAGUGUCAUGAACGCGCUGCGGCUCGCCGACAGGCAUUCCAGAGACAGGGACUCGUCCGAGUACAGACACGCCAUCGAAUCCGCAUGCAAAGCCGUGGAGAGAUGGAUGAUAUCGAGAGCAGGUUACAGCCCCAUGCUCAACCAGGGAUACAAGAUCUCGCUGUCACACCCAAACCCAGAAACUAUCAUCAAAGCGUUCGCCAUCCCUGAAGAGCUGCGACAGUCUGUACGAGAGAUCGUCGAUGAGGUUCGGGGAGGGAUCUUGGAGAAGACCACAACGGUGGACCCUUCAUCAAUCGAGCAGGUCAUGAAGUCUGUCAACGGAGCUGACUUGAUGUGGAAGGCGGGACCGGUGCCAGGUCUUCAAGCCUGUGUGAAGGAAGACAGGAUGUUCCCGUACAGCAAGGGCCGCGUGGAGGCCGACAUCAAGGCGUACGACGAUGCGGAACGGAGAAGUGACAGCGCCUAUCUCCAGAAGUUGGAUCUCCUCACCAGAAACGACCCUAUGUUCCCCGAGAUGUCAAACAUCGUGCGAGAGGCCUCACGAGGCAAGGUAGCCUACAAGCCCGACCACGAAGUCAGCCGCGAGCCAUUGCACAUCCUCUUGCUCACCCAGCAUCCCUGCAACGCCGCAGCCGCCUACGUUUACCUCAAAGAGAAUUGCGCCGGCGUGGCAGACGUGGAGUGCUUGCUGUCUGAUACCACGCCAACAGCGAGAGCUCUCAGGCAGGCACAGUUACGGUCGUUAUCCGAGGGCCGGAACGUCGACCAAGGUGGGAAGUCAAUCGUCGUCAUCACCACGUUCCGCCUGUGCGGGUUUGGGUUCAAUGACUUUGUCUUCUGCAACAUCAUGAUCCAGCUUGGCGAGCCACAGACGGAGGCCAGUCUGAUCCAAGCCAAAGGCAGGGUUGCCCGUCCCGGGCAAAAGAAGGAGACCUUCCGGUUCUAUCUCAAGAGGGAAGGUAGCGAGUCCGAAGAGCUGCUGAGGAUCAGGAACCAGAGACGUGCCGGUCUCUGUCAUGAAGACGUCCGACACCUGAGGCUUUUCCAGGGACUCGAAUUCCGCUGA